Molecule: messenger RNA, 2888 nt
Organism: Aethina tumida (small hive beetle)
Lineage: Eukaryota; Metazoa; Arthropoda; Insecta; Coleoptera; Nitidulidae
Exons: 16
Coding region: 72-2837 (921 amino acids)
Source: RefSeq, a predicted model, not a curated record
UUGACAAUUUUUUACAAAAAUUUUUUACAUUUUGCUACUAAACUACUGCUACUUUAAAACAAACCGACAAGAUGUCUAAACCUCAAGCCAGCACUACAAUAACACUGCCCCAAAUGGUAGACUUGGCUUUGAAUUCGCCAGAGGUGGGAAUCGUAAAUUUCACGGUCCUGCAUUCGCUGCUGCACGUAAUUGUCCAACAAUUAAAUUUGACCGAUUGCAGCGUCGAAUUCAGAGGAAGCGACGCCGAAAGACUACAAACUUACAUCCAAUCAGCCAAACCGGGCCCUAUAAUUACACUCACGGAGUACAUAAUGGGCCCGGAAGGGCCACAAGAAAAAGUCAAAAAACCUAAAGGAACUAAAGAGGAGAAAGGAACCCACGAUGAGAAGGAAAGCGAAAAAGCUGAUCAUGAAGUGCAGACUCUGGUAGUAGUAGAGCAAUCCAAAGGAGAACACGGGUCGUCUCCGCCCAAUUUUCCGGUCGCGAUCACUCAAGAACACUAUCAACAAAUGCAAACGGAUAUUGCCGAUCUGCACAAGAGGGUAAAUGAACUGUCUGAACUACCCAAAUCUCUUGGCCUCAUUACUACCAAACGUACUUCAGCGGACGAAAUUCAAACUCAAGCGCAAGAAGUGUUCCAAUUCAUGACGAUUAAUAAAAGAUUAGACGCGGCAGAUCAGGCUAUUAUCAAACUAGGUACCAUGAUUGAGGAUCUAGCCAAAGAGUCACCCAGAGGAACCAUGAUGCCUUCGACGUUCUCUAAAAUGUCCACGCCGCGAAAGUCUCAAGCACAAUUAAGCGUAAAACCUGACGCUACAGUCUCAAACGUCAGCGUAUAUCAAUUUGUUGAUUUUCCCACUUAUGAUGCGGAGAUGGCGGAAAUGGAAUUGCGUCUGGCUAAUAUUGAGAGUGCUUUUGUAAGCGUCCAUAGAAAAGAUCAGGAUGUGAUGAAAAACAGCAUGGUGGAACCAAUAUCUUUAGUUGUGGAUGAAAGAAUGAAAUUGGCAUCGUCAGGAAAAGCCGUUCCGGCUGGUUCCAAAGUUACACCACACGCAUUUAUGAUGAAGCCAGUUCCUCCUUUAAUGGUUGGUCCAAACGGACAGAUACUGUACAUGAAUCAAGAUAUAACAAAGCAACCUACGUCAGCAUCAUCUCCAACAGGUGAAGGAGGAAAAUCAGCGAAAGUUCCAAGCAAAAAAUCCGCUCCUCAAGUAAACGAAAUGCCUUCAGUAAUACGUUCUUCUGUUACCGACCUGCCUCCACCGGUUGAUCUGAUGGGAAUCGAUUUAGCCAACAUGCAAAUGGAAGAAGCACUCAGAAUCGUUCAAACAGAACUGCAGCGAGUGAGAAAGUUCUGUGGCCACGAUUUCCUCCAGACCAUUAAAGAAUUGAACGCCCUCAAAUCUGCUGCGGAAGACGUUGCAGCGCCGCCUGAAAUGAAGUUCGUGCAGAUGAAGAUGGAUUUGUCCAGAAUGAGUGAGCAAAUCAGCAGUUUGGACACCAUGUACAACAAUCAGAUUGCAGAACUGAACGAGAAAUUCAAUCAUUUGAGAGAGGUUGUGUUUUCUGGCGGUGCAAUGGCAAGUGCAACGAACGAACACUUGGAAGUGGAGACAUUUAACAGGAUUACUAGCUUACAAGACGAGAUGCGGCGAGUGCACGAUACUUUGGAGAAACUGUGGGAGGAACGCGACCAACGACAAAACCUACUCGAUAUGAUACAAGAGAACAUAGAAGUCCUGAAAAAUGUGAAAGCGGACAAAGAGGAAAUGGACGAAGCUUUAGCGAACAAAGCUGACGCCUGUUUAGUCCACAGAAAGGUUUCUUUCGAUCUCUUCGACGAGACGCGUGAAAUGAUAAUGAAACAAAUCGAAGAUUUGGUCAACUCGCUAGAAGCGCUUCGAGACACAAUGACUAAUAAUAUGGCAGAUCUAUCCGAAGAAAUAUCCAAAAAGGCGGAAAUAUCAGAUAUGGAAAAUUUGGAGGGUUUGAUGGAGCAAAAUUUCCAUGCUUUAGAAUCGAAAAUUCAAGCUUUAGCUAAGAUGAAGGACAUUUCAGAGGCGGCUGGAACCAAAUCUAAAUUCCUGCGUAACGUCAACUGUAUAUCUUGUGAUAAUAAAGCACUGAUGAGAAAAGAGGUAGAUGCAAGCUUCUGGCCCAAAAAAACAACUAAACCGCCCGGCAAAUCCAUGGGCCCGUAUCUAGCAUACGAGCUGGACCAACUGCGUAAGCAACAGAAGUGCGUGGAUACGAAAAGCAAGAAGUUUCUGGAACAAUCGCUUGUCACCGGAAGAUCUGACAAAACUGACGAGCUCUGCAAUAGAUAUUGCGGUGGUAGCCAUACAGUUACGACUCCCAUGCAGAGAGUUACAAGACCCGGACACUUUUUGGAACAGUGGGGUCCAGAAAUAUCACCAGUUGUGGAUGAAGUUAUUCGUGGAACUGAUGGAAAGAUGUACCGUGGCCGUGAUGAUGACAAACUUAAGAAACUUCUAGUCAAGACUAAAGAAAAUGUUGGUGAGAAGAAGGACGACGCACAAGAAGGUGAACGAAAGGAGAAUACUAGACUUAUGAAUGCUGUCUUGGAGGAUACCAAGAAAAAGUCGCAUACAUCAUUGUCAUCUGUAACUAAAGGAAAACGUCCUAGUUCAGAAAAAGUGGAAACAAAGAAAGCACCUUCAGUUCAUUCCAAACAAUCUGAGACAAAGGUGGAAGAAGUGAUGACUCCAGUAACUGAAGAAGCACCUAUUACUGAAGACGAGACUGAAAUGAUUACACCAGAAGAAUUACCUCCAAUGGACUUCCUACCAGAAGAAGAAGUCGAAGAAGGAGGCUAAAUAAUUAUUAUACUUGUAUUAUAUUCAAUAGAGAUUCAUAUAACAAUUAAA